Messenger RNA from Lontra canadensis (Northern American river otter), 957 nucleotides. Its product is annotated as olfactory receptor-like protein DTMT. The transcript has a single exon. Bases 1 to 957 code for a protein of 318 amino acids. Gene Ontology annotation, cellular component: membrane. NCBI's taxonomy places the organism in Eukaryota, Metazoa, Chordata, Mammalia, Carnivora, Mustelidae. Gene Ontology annotation, molecular function: olfactory receptor activity; G protein-coupled receptor activity. Gene Ontology annotation, biological process: G protein-coupled receptor signaling pathway. The record is from RefSeq and is a predicted model, not a curated record.
AUGGGAAACCAAACUGCUGUCUCAGAAUUCAUUCUCUUGGGCCUACCCAUUGAUCCAAAGCAGCGAGACCUGUUCUAUGCCCUGUUACUGGCCAUGUAUGUUACCACCGUCCUAGGGAAUCUUCUCAUCAUCAUCCUCAUUUGUCUGGACUCCCACCUCCACACACCCAUGUAUUUGUUUCUCAGCAAUUUAUCCUUCUCUGACCUCUGCUUCUCGUCUGUCACAAUGCCCAAAUUGCUGCAGAACAUGCAGAGCCAAGUCUCAUCCAUCCCCUAUGCUGGCUGCCUGACCCAGAUGUACUUCUUCCUGCUUUUUGCAGACCUGGAGAGCUUCCUCUUGGUGGCCAUGGCCUAUGACCGCUAUGUGGCCAUCUGUUUCCCCCUGCACUACACCACCAUCAUGAGCCCCAAGCUCUGUCUGUCCCUGGUGGUGCUGUCCUGGCUGCUGACUACUUUUAUCUCAUUAUUGCACACCCUGCUCAUGGCUCGGCUGUCUUUCUGUGCUGAUAAUGUGAUCCCUCACUUUUUCUGUGAUAUGUCAGCUCUGCUAAAGUUGGCCUGCUCUGACAUUCAGAUAAAUGAAAUGGUAAUCUUUAUUUUGGGAGGGCUCAUCAUUAUUGUGCCAUUUCUGUUGAUCUCUUCAUCCUAUGCACGGAUUGUGUCCUCCAUCCUCAAGGUCCCUUCUGCCAGGGGCAUCCGCAAGACCUUCUCCACCUGUGGCUCCCACCUCUCUGUGGUGUCUCUCUUCUAUGGGACAAUCAUUGGCCUCUAUUUGUGCCCAUCAGCUAAUAAUUCUAUCGUUAAUGAGAUUGUCAUGGCUGUGAUGUACACUGUUGUCACCCCCAUGCUGAACCCCUUCAUCUACAGCCUGAGGAAUCAGGACAUAAAGGGAGCUUUGGGAAGAGCCUUUUCAAAGUGGACAAUACAGCUUUUUUGGGACAGAGACUCUAAAGAUUAA